Paramormyrops kingsleyae is the source of this 931-nucleotide messenger RNA. It is a transcript of the gene polr2j, whose product is annotated as RNA polymerase II subunit J. Gene Ontology annotation, cellular component: RNA polymerase II, core complex. The record is from RefSeq and is a predicted model, not a curated record. Gene Ontology annotation, biological process: transcription by RNA polymerase II. Gene Ontology annotation, molecular function: protein dimerization activity; DNA binding. NCBI's taxonomy places the organism in Eukaryota, Metazoa, Chordata, Actinopteri, Osteoglossiformes, Mormyridae.
AGAUCUAACGCAUUGUUUUGGCGGCCAUUUUACUUUAUUUAAAGUAGGCGCUCGUAAGCGGCUUGUCUGCUAGCUGGUUACAAAAUAAACCGAUAAAACAUGAACGCACCACCAGCUUUUGAGUCAUUUUUGCUGUUUGAGGGAGAGAAAAAAAUUACUAUAGUAAAGGACACCAAGGUGCCCAAUGCCUGCCUUUUCACGUUGAACAAAGAAGACCACACACUUGGCAACAUCAUCCGAUCGCAGCUGCUGAAGGACCCUCAGGUGCUCUUUGCAGGGUACAAAGUCCCCCAUCCCCUGGAACACAAGAUUGUCAUCCGCGUCCAGACCACCCCAGAUUACAGCCCGCAGGAAGCCUUCACCAACGCCAUCACGGAUCUCAUCAGUGAGCUGUCCUUGCUGGAGGAGAGGUUCAGGGUGGCCAUCAAGGAUAAACAGGAGGGUAUUGAGUGACCAGUGUCGUCACUGUUCUUUCUCUAAUGGAGGCCUCUGACAUUGAUUAUUUAUUGAGGAUUCGGCUGCAGUUUUCCUUUGUAUGUUUCUAAAUCAUAACAAAAUGGGCUAUUUGUCCAUGUGUUGGGUUAUGCUCUGAAUAUUUCGUGAGGAGAAACCUGUUUUGGCUGCGGGAAAAAAAAACCGUGGAAACUGGGAAGAAUUCACAGCCAGCUCAACAAUGUUUUACUUUAUUUUUGAUAAGCUUUCCCCGUGACUCAGCAUCCCUUCAGUAAAAUCAUUAUUGGUUGAAUAUUCCAGACCAAAUGAAGCACUUUGCUAAUGUUAUGAUGUUCAAGGUGCUCUUUGAAUGUGUUAUUCUCUCUGGAACAAUUGUACAAUUUUCUUUGUACAAUUGAAGAAAAUUGUAAAAUGUCUUUGUUGAAAACUUCUGCGAUUGUAUAUUACUGAUGAUUCAAAUAAUAAAAAAGUGUAAGAA